Cherax quadricarinatus is the source of this 5980-nucleotide messenger RNA. The record is from RefSeq and is a predicted model, not a curated record. NCBI's taxonomy places the organism in Eukaryota, Metazoa, Arthropoda, Malacostraca, Decapoda, Parastacidae.
AUUUUUUUCAAUUUGAUGCCUUCUGCAGGGAGAAGCAGCACCAAUGGGCGAGGGAGGUGAAGGAGGGCAAAUAGUGGCCAUGGCAGACACUGCUGCUGCCACUGCUGCCACUCCUGCUCCUGCUCAAGAAGGCCAGCAGGCACGUCAACCUACUGCAGGAGAGUCUUUCAUGGCCAUUACUAAGUCACUUAUAAUCAGAGCAAUCAUAAUCUACUUUAUCACAUCAUUUUUCAGACGUCCUGCACAACCAACUGGGCCUCAAGGAGGAGCAGAAGGACAGGUGGAUCCCACUGGACGUAUCCCUGCCAUAAACCUUUUUGAGGAUGGGACAAAUAUGGAUCUUUAUGUUUACAAGGCUGAGUUUGACCAUUUUAAUCAGUUCAGUGAUCCAAAGGCUUUAGUGUGGUUUAAAGAGGACAUUGUUUAUGGUGACUGGAUUGGUGGACCCAAUGGAGAUGGAACACACACACACACUAUUGUUUUCCCAGCAUCUGAGCGGUUACGGAACAAUGGCUCGUUGUAUGUCCACGUGUACUUUGUGAAAAGUGGGUUCUCCCCUGAUCCUAGCAGUGAACUUUACAGCAAAAAGUACACCCUGUACACCACACAGCGACUCAACAAGUACAAACGACGUCGCUACAAGAAGACCAGUAAUUUAAUCACUGGAGAAACCAAGCUGUCUGAUGAGGAGGUCUUGGUAAAGUAUUUAAAUUAUAGUCUGGUAUAUUAUACCAUUGGAUGGCAAAACUUCUACUACAGUGAAAUACCCAGAUGUUGCACAAGUAUCUCAUUCGUCAUCUUAUACCCCAUUGCUAAUUUUGGUUUUCUUGUCAUCACUUUUUUUUUUUUUUCUUUUAGAUAUAAACCCAUCACGUUCCUGAACACUUACUGGAACUUGGUGAAGGAUUACCAGGCCAUCAAUAGCACCUCUGAGAACCUGGAGUUGAGCCACUUCCAGCCUCUGUCACUUUUUAAGUGGCAGUUGUAUGCAGCUCAAGCUAUGAAGAGCAGAUGGCCUGGGACUGCAAUGUUGGAGGGUCUGGGUGGGGAGGAGGACGAGGAGGAUCAAGACACCAUCAAAGAAGCUUUCCUUGAGACCUCUCCCUAUUUGCUCGCUCUCACCAUCAUCAUCUCUCUCCUCCAUUCAGUCUUUGAGUUCCUUGCAUUUAAGAAUGAUAUUCAGUUUUGGAACAACCGUGAAAGUCUUGAGGGUCUGUCAGUGCGAUCAGUCUUCUUCAAUGUAUUUCAAUCAGUGAUAGUGCUUCUCUAUGUGCUGGACAAUGAGACCAAUUUUGUCAUCAAGGUGUCCUGCUUUAUUGGUCUUGGUAUUGAGCUCUGGAAGAUUACUAAGGUCACUGAUGUUUCUCUUAACCGGGAUAAGAGGAUCAUGGGUAUCCCUACCCUCAAAUUUACGGACAAAGGGACAUACAUCAAGUCAAACACAAGGCAAUAUGAUGAACUAGCCUUCCGAUAUUUAUCCAUUGCACUGUUUCCCCUGCUGGGAGGCUACUGCAUAUACUCCCUUGUCUACCAUGAGCACAAGGGGUGGUACUCAUUUGUACUCUCCAUGCUAUAUGGCUUCCUCCUUACCUUUGGGUUCAUCAUGAUGACGCCACAGUUGUUCAUCAACUACAAGCUCAAGUCUGUGGCUCACCUUCCAUGGCGGAUGCUCACCUACAAAGCACUCAACACAUUCAUUGAUGAUAUAUUUGCUUUUGUUAUCAAGAUGCCAACAAUGUAUAGGUUAGGCUGCUUAAGAGAUGAUGUUAUCUUCUUCAUCUUCUUGUACCAGAGGUACAUCUAUCGUGUAGAUCCUUCAAGAGUGAAUGAAUUUGGGUUCUCCCAGGACAUGGAGAAGGAGGCAAGAGAGAAGAAACAAGGAGCUGCUCUGGGCAAUGGUGCUGCUGCAGCAAAACUAGACCCACCGAAGUCUUUAGAAGAGAAGAAGGAGGAUUAAACUUGUAUGUGAAUGAAAAGUAUAUAGUAUUGUAAAUGUAGUUUCCAUAGUGUAUAUGGGGAAGUUUUAUAUGAAUUAUCUUCCACGGGAUGGGAAGUGGUUAUGAUAAAUUGUAUCAAAAAGACUUGUAUCUGAAUGGUUAUCAAUGCCUCUUGAACUUGGCUUGGUGAACAAUGCUGCUGUGCCACUUGAACAAAACGUUUGAGAGUUCUUUUACAGCUGGAAUUUAAUUCUUGGGAUGCUUGGCCUUCAUGCAUUGGAGUAAUGUACUUUAUUUUUGCCUAUUCCAAGAAUUAUUUUACUUAUUAUGCAUUGUAUGUUUGAUAGGACUGAAGUGUGCAGAUCUUAGUUUGCUGAAUGCUGAGUAAAAAUCCAUUGAUAUAUAAACAUCCUGUUAUCUUAAGGAUGUAAAACAUUGUGUAAAAGUCUGUUAUCUGGUGACAGAUCCCUGGGACCACUACCAGCCAAGGAAGGGAUUAGUUUUGACAUUGGUAAUCACUACCUGGAGGAAAAAUAUGUUAUGAUCUUCUCUUCAUAAUGUGGUAAGGGUCUCUUAGGUUAGACGAAAUAUUGCAUAUAGUUCAAAUUACAGGCCAAUAAUGGUAAAAAUGUAUAUUUUUUUCCUGUACACUUAACAUGCCACAAAAGAAUUCAUCAUAAGAUGCAACCAUAGUUGACUGUAGAUUUUUUUAGUCAUACAGUAUUUAAUUUUUUAAUAAAUUUGAUACUGUUUUUCUGAUUUAUAGUUCUAAAUACAAGGAAUUUAUAGUAAUGUUUUAUGAUUAAUUUAGUAUUUAACAUAAUAUAUUUAUGUUUUGUUUAUACCCAGUGCUGAUUAUUGUGGGGAUGUGGGUAAUGCGUGAGUGUGUGGUUGUUUGUCCACACUUUACCUAGUUGAGUUUGCCAGAGUUGCAUUUUAGUGCCAGAGCUGGUCUCUUAACUUUCGAAUCUCUUAUGUGAGCUAGCCCAUAUCAACUUUACCGUGGAAAUCAAUUAUGUCACUGACGUCAUUCUAUUUCUGCAUUCCUUUGUAUUUCCUAAUUCAUAUGGUUCAUAGGUAUUACUGCUUCCAUCUGUGUUAGCUUGUCCUGUAUCCAUAUAUAUCCAACAGCCUAUUAUCAAGGGAAGGGGGGGGGAUACAGUGGGGCCCAUGCUAACCUCCCUGUGUUUAUAAAUAUACCUAUUGGAUGAAUCUUAUUGUAGCCAGCUGGUACAGUGGUUUAUGCACUGACUUGAUGUUUUACGACUCGUUCGCCAUGGGUUUUAACCCCACCCAUAAGUGGUUUGUUAUCGUUGUGCUAUUAUGACUUCGUGAUUCAGGAUGAAGGAUGAAAUGUCAUGUGAUCAAUAUAUUCAAAGUACUUCAUAGGUAGAGAAGGAUUGCCUGCACAAGGGAAGCAACAAUAACAAGAGAGAUGAGGUGAAAAUUACACACCAUAUGAGUCACAGAUAUAUCAGGAAACACUUAAACAUUAGUUCUACAGAAGUGGAAUGGUUUGUAGAGUGAAACAGUGGAAGCUGUCUCCAUAUAAGGGAUCAUAUAGUAGGUAUAAUGAAGCUGUUUCAUAUCACUCUUGUUGAGAGUUUAAGAUUGGAUCAAGAGGUAUGAGCUCAUCCUCACAGACUCAAAUAGGUAAUUGUAAAUAGGUAAUUACACACAUAUCAUAUGCAUAAUAUUAUGGUAUACUAAUUGUAAGUUUCCUUAAUGCAUAAUUUGCAUGCUCAUUCUUAACAGAUGAAUUUUUUUGAGGUUCCUUUUGUUGUUUAUUGAUGGAAAAAUAUAUUAACAAAUUAUAAGAGCAGCAGGAAUGUAAGGGAAAAAAAGGAAGAAAUUCUCAUGACUGACCUUGGAUACGUAAGAGCACUUAGACACCUGUGUUGAGCGUAAUGCUGUAUUAUCCCUAUUGUCACUUCAGUGUGUAGACCUAACCGUUUUCCCUUAUUUAAUUUGGUAAACAUCCUGAUUAGGUUCAAACUAUUUGGACACGUAUGAUAAAUUGGACAGUCCGUCAUAUAAAAUGUUCUGUAAUCCUAUUUGUUUAUUCUGCAAAUAAUGCAACCAGCAUGUUUGCUUUCACGACUGAAUUGUCUACGUGAGAAUUUGUAACAUCUGUUUUUAAAAUAAUGUAUUGGAUUUUAUUAAUUAUUUUUUUAAUUACUGGAAAAAUUUUUGAAACUAGAUUUUUUCUCUGACUGAGAUGGGUAUAGGAGAAUUUUCCUAUGUUUUAAAAUAUGAAAUUUGGUCUUUUACUGUUUUUUGUGGUAAUUAAAAAGUAAUUUUUUGCCUAAUAUUUUUAUUAAAGAGAGGGAAAGGGAAUGAUUUUCCUAUGUUUUCCGGGUUUGAAAGUAAAUGUAUUUGAGCAUAUAAGAUAAAUGUAAUUAUAAUUUUUGUGAUAUUUUAUAUCUAGUAAACAUUGGAAAUGCUUCAUAGAUAUUUUAAAAUCCAUAUUCUUCCUGUCAAGAACUUGAGCAUCAUUUAAUUGCUGACUAUAAUGUAUAAAAUUUUCAUCCAGUCCAUGUAUACAGGUGGUAAAAUUGUGUAAUUGUUUCAUGCAAAAUUAAUAUCAUGUUGAUUGUCCUUCACUUGUAUCAAAGUGUUUGCUGAUCUUGUAUCAGGCGGGAAAAAUGCUGGUAAUUAGCUGUUCUGAAAAAUAAAUACUUAUGAUCCUUAACUUCUGGAUGUUUGAUUUGUAUCUUUCUAAAUAUGUGGUUAGCUGGUCCUGAAUAUUGGUGUUUAUUGUAUUUUCUGGAGCAAGAUAAAAAUUUUAUGUAAAAUUUGUGCAGGUUUCUCGUUUGGGAACAUUUGGUGUUUAUAAAAUCUGGAAAGUAAAUAUGUGUGUAAGACUUUUCCCAAAGCCACCCCAGUUGUAAAGCCAUUCCUGCAGGGGUUUAAGUGGUUUGUAAACUGGCCGGUGUGUAAGCCACUUGGCCAGCCGGGCCCAGUGUGUAAGCCACUUGGGUAGCUGGCCCAGUGGGUUACACACUGGCCUGGAGUUUUACAACUCACUUGCCAUGGGAUCAAACCCCACCAGUUCCGUGGUUUAUUAAAAGCGAACAGGUGUAUGCAUAUAUAUGUUCAAAGGUUGUACAGUAUUCGCAUAUCUAGCAGCAGAAAGUAUAAAUGCUGUGUGUAUUAGGUCUUUCAUCGCUGUCAGAGAUGUGUCCUUGGGGGUAUUAGUUGUGGAUUAAGAAUUUACUCGAUAAAUGCAGCGAGUGCAAUAUCCUGUGAGAAUAUCUGUUGUGUGUGAACUUGGCUAACAUAUAGCCAACAGGAGUUUGAUUUCAUAGAUUUUUUUAAUGAUUUGUGUAACUUUAUUUACAAUUACACUUAAACAACUGUUAUCAGCUCCUGCUUUAAGGAAGCUUCAUUUUUAAACCAUUAUUUUAGUACAUUAAUACUGGUAGUGUUAUUUUUAGUCUUGCUCUAUUACUAUAUUUUGGUUUAGUAUUUAUUUACUAGAUUUUUGUAAUUAUUUUUGAGUGUAUAUAUAUUUUGUAAAUUAACAGGAAUAGUUGUACUCUCAUAUGUAGGAAUGAAUAACUUAAAUUUUUUUUUUUUUUUUUUUUCAACUUAAAUAUUGGCAUUAAUAAGAUAAAAAAAUUCAUGUGUAGUGACUUUUAUGGUUUGCUGAGAAAUGCGAGGUGGCAAAAUUGUGAUACUGUAUUUUACUCCGAGUAAUAUAAAGAUUGAAAGGGCAUAUUACCAACAGUAGUGAAGAGAUGACACAUGUUCCAGGACAAGCUUUUAUUGAGUCAGUGUUUCCCUUUGUAGAGCGUUAUGUAGUCAUCCUGACUUGAUAAAGCUCUACACAGAGUCAAACAUUGUUCCAACAAAGGCUUGUUCUGCACACCUUUUCUUCACAAGUCUAUGGUGUAUACAAGGCUGACAGUUUUCAUUACUGUAUACUGAGGUUAUCCAGUUGUCGUCAAGGAUAUAAAUGGCUUCAUAGGCUUUUCAGUUUCUUGUUCAGUAUUAGAAUCAAUUACAAAAAGACCAAAAUAAAGAAUAAUUGUUAUCAGGAA